AGCAGAGAAAGGUUUGGAUGUAUCAAGCCUCCUCACAUCGACUAACACACAGCACCACUGUACUGCGCUACAGCCUCAGGGAGCGCUCAGCCAGCAGGGGCAGGCUGGGCAGGGGUCCAUCAGACCUUGUUCAUUUAAUAUGAACACAUAGAAGAAAAAAGGGGAUUCGCUAAGCCCACUCAGGGCCCAGGUUACCCAGAGGAUGUUAUUCAUCAGACUCACCUGCAACUGGUCCUGAGUUCAGACGUUCUCUCCUGCUGAGCUCUGAUUGUUACAAAGUAUCCAGAAGGACUUACGAACGCUGUCAGUAACCCAUGUAUCACCUUCUAUCCAGUCUGCCAAGGUUGAUCUGUCCUCCUGGGUUCCCUCACCAGCCUGGCAAUCUGAGAGCACAGCAGAGUUACUAUUGCUAAAGGGGUAGCUGCCUAUCUGAUCCUCACAGACUCACCCUCACUGACCCCAGGACUCAGGGCAAUGAACGGAUACGGUUCGCCUUACCUGUAUAUGGGGGGCCCCGUCUCACAGCCCCGGGCCCCCCUGCAGAGAACUCCAAAGUGUGCCCGCUGCAGGAACCAUGGGGUCCUAUCCUGGCUGAAGGGACACAAGCGCUACUGCCGCUUUAAGGACUGUACCUGUGAGAAGUGCAUCCUGAUCAUCGAGAGGCAGAGGGUGAUGGCGGCACAGGUGGCACUCAGGCGGCAGCAGGCCAACGAGAGCCUGGAGAGUCUCAUCCCAGACACCCUGAGGCCCAUCCCAGGGCUGCAAACCUCCCUGCCAGGGGACACGGGCCAGCAGCCAGCCCGGCAUGGGGAGAUGACCAUCCGCUGGGCACCAGAACCCCCUGCAGCCGGGCAGCUACCGGGCAAGACAGAGCUGCCCGAGGAGAGGCUGGGUGACAGCAGUGGUCCUGACAAUGCAGAGAGUUCCAGUGACCAAGAGCAGCGGUCCCCCCCAGAGGUUAAGCCUUGCUGCUCCCCGGAGAGCCCGGAGGUGGUUCCCGUGGUGGAGGAGGCCGGGUAUCCUGGACAGAAGAGCUGUCACAGCGUGGAGUCAGCGCAUGAGAGCCCCAAGUACCAGGCGGAGCACAGCCACCUGCUGAUUGAGGGUCCAUCGGGCACCGUGUCUCUACCUUUCAGCCUGAAGGCCAACAGGCCCCCUCUGGAGGUCCUCAAGAAGAUAUUCCCCAGCCAGAAGCCCACCGUGCUGGAACUGAUCUUGAAGGGGUGUGGGGGGGACCUUGUGGGUGCUGUGGAGGUCCUGCUGUCCAGUAGAUCCUCUCUGACUGGGGACAGGACUUCAUCGGAGGCUGAUGGCAUUGUACUCCCCACCAAUGGCCACCUAUUGGAGCACACCCUGGGUUCAUACCCCUUACCCUCUUCCAAAUGGUCUGUAGGGUCAGCCUUUAGGGUUCCUGAAUCCCUGCGCUUCUCGGCUGACUCUAAUAAUGUGGUUCCCAAUCCUCUUGGAGUGCCCCUGCAGCACCCCUUUCCCCAACCCCCCAGGUACCCUCUCCUGUUGAGGAACACUUUAGCCAGGAAUCAGACCAGUCCUUUCCUGCCCAAUGAUGUCACUUUGUGGAACACAAUGACCCUACAGCAACAGUAUCAGCUCAGGUCCCAGUAUGUCAGCCCCUUCUCGGCCAACCCCACCACAGUCUUUAGGAGUUCUCCCGUACUCCCCGCUAGACCGCCAGAGGAUCCCAGGAUCACAGUUCCAGAGGACAGCUGUCCCAUUGUGGUCAAACCCCCCAUUUACGAAGAUGACUAUGAAGAGAGGUCAGAUUCUGCAGAUUCUAGAAUACUCAAUAACUCUUCCUAAUGGACAGGGGGCUUGGUACACACAGAGUGACAUUUGGGCAAAGGACACAGUUUUAGGAAAUUUCCCUUAUGAUGCGAGCUCUACUUGAAGUCGUAUUUCAUGGAAGUGGACAGAAAUAUUUUAUUGACCCAAAUGUAUUGCACAGGUCAGAGCAAUAUACAGAGGUGUAUGGGUACUUUAAUUCCAUUUCUAGAAAAGAACAGUGUAUCUAUUUUCUAAUAUUACUACCAGAUCAGUGUAAUAGUGUUGAUGGAAUGGAAUCACUUUGUUGACAUUAAACACGAAUGACCUGGAAUAAAAGGAACAUCUUCCAAAUGGACAAGACAAUAUGACCUUUCAGAGUCUUUCUGUGAAGACAUUAGCCAUACGAAUCUAUGGGAACAGGAGUCAGGGGAACAGAAAUGGCAUAUCUGACUUCAGCACAGAGAAAAAAAAAUAUCCCAGAUUACUACUGUUUUCUCACGCUAGAAGUUAACAUAUGUAAUGUCAAUGUAAAAUUGCCAGCAAAUGUGAACUGCAUGAAUUGUACUGUUAAAUGAGCCUAAGAGUAAACAUUGUCAGGUUAAUGUAGCAUGCUAAAGACUCUAGGAGAAAUAAAAAAGCUGAUGAGCA
Pelobates fuscus (common spadefoot toad) is the source of this 2430-nucleotide messenger RNA. It is a transcript of the gene DMRT3, whose product is annotated as doublesex and mab-3 related transcription factor 3. NCBI's taxonomy places the organism in Eukaryota, Metazoa, Chordata, Amphibia, Anura, Pelobatidae. The record is from RefSeq and is a predicted model, not a curated record. The coding region runs from base 475 to 1818 and encodes 447 amino acids. Gene Ontology annotation, cellular component: nucleus. Gene Ontology annotation, biological process: regulation of transcription by RNA polymerase II; male sex differentiation. The transcript is spliced from 2 exons. Gene Ontology annotation, molecular function: RNA polymerase II cis-regulatory region sequence-specific DNA binding; DNA-binding transcription factor activity, RNA polymerase II-specific; protein binding.